AUGCAAAGGGAUUUGACUUAUAAUGCGCCGAAAAUAAAGUUUACAGAUACUGACGGACAGGAAGAGCAUUUCUAUUUCGAUCGUAGUAACAAUUCAACCAAUGAUUUGACCAGUCAUGAUUCUUCAUCAACCAAUCUACAGGAUACCAAUUCAAGAAGAAAACAACCCCCACCGCCGCCGCCACAGAAUCCAUUUUCUGACAAUUCUAAUGCAAAUAGUACUGAAUCAUUUUAUCAAUCAGAAACAAGAUUUCAUCAGCCACUACUUCACAAUAAUGGUGACAAUAGCAAUAGCAGUGUAGGAAUUAACUAUACCAACAACUCCAACAACAAACAGCAUAUUCUGUCACAACAACACAAUGAAUCGCUGUCAAUAUAUUCGGCAUCACCAAUGUCAUCUUCACCUUUAGUUUCUAAUUUCCAAUCAUAUUUAGACAACCAAGACAACGAUAUGACUCGAGGUAAAUACAACCAAAGUACAACUCGGUCAAGUUCAAACUUUAUUCAACAACAACAACAACAACAACAACAAAGUCCAACAUCAGCUGGAUACAAUAGAUAUCCUCUUAAAACCCAAUCAAGUAUUGGUGGAUCAAUGCUGAGAAUUGGAUUAUCAUCAUCAUCACACAUGCUAGAUAACAAUUCAUCUAAUCGAUCACUGUAUUCACCUGAUUCAGCCACAGAUUUAAUGAUUUAUGAAAAUGGAGAAUUUAGUCCAUUUGGAGGAUACCCUGCUAGUUUAUUCCCAUUAAGUAUUGAUGAAAAAGAAUCUGAUGAUUAUUUACAUAAUCCUGAUCCAGUACAAGAUGCUGAAUAUGAUAAAAAUCGGUUUUUAUAUGAUUUAAAAACUAUGGAUAAAAAAUCCUUGAGUGGAUUAAUUGCAUUUAUUCUGAUGUUUCUUAUAGCUAUUGCCAUAUUUAUAAUUUUACCAGUAUUUACAUAUACGGGAUAUAAUCCCAAAGCCAAGAAUUAUGAAAAUUAUGAAGUAUUAACUCAAUAUCUGUAUCCAAUGUUGAGUGCUAUACGAACUUCGUUAAUUGAUCCUGAUACACCUGAAGAAGCCAUGGUUUGGAAAUCUAAAAAUGGUGAAGAAUGGCCAUUAGUUUUCAGUGAUGAAUUUAAUGCUGAGGGGAGAACUUUUUAUGAAGGUGAUGAUCAAUUUUUCACUGCUCCAGAUUUACAUUAUGAUGCUACUAAAGAUUUAGAAUGGUAUGAUCCUGAUGCAGUCACUACAUCAAAUGGUACAUUGAAUUUACGUAUGGAUGCUUUUAAAAGUCAUGGAUUAUUUUAUCGUUCAGGUAUGAUUCAAAGUUGGAAUCAAAUGUGUUUUACUCAGGGGAAAUUGGAAUUUCUGGCAAAAUUACCUGGAUAUGGUAAUAUCACCGGGUUAUGGCCUGGAUUAUGGUCAAUGGGGAAUUUGGGUCGUCCUGGUUAUCUUGCAUCUACUGAAGGAGUAUGGCCGUAUACAUAUGAUUCAUGUGAUGCUGGUAUUACACCUAAUCAAUCGUCUCCAGAUGGUAUUUCUUAUUUACCGGGUCAAAGAUUAAAUAAAUGUACAUGUCCUGGCGAAGCUCAUCCUAAUCGAGGCAUUGGUAGAGGAGCCCCUGAAAUUGAUGCAUUGGAAGGUGAAAUUCAUGGUGUUAUUGGUAGAGUUUCUCAAUCAUUACAAGUUGCUCCUUAUGAUAUUUGGUAUAUGCCCAAUUAUGAUUUUCUUGAAAUUCAUAAUAGCUCAGUAACAUUAAUGAAUACUUAUACUGGUGGUCCAUUCCAACAAGCCAUUUCUGGAGUGACGAUGUUGAAUGUAACAUGGUAUGAAUUUGGAGAUAAUCAACAUAAUUUCCAAAAAUAUGGUUAUGAAUAUUUAAAUGAUAAUGAAUCAGGAUAUUUACGAUGGUUUGUUGGUGAUAAUCCGACAUUUACCAUGUAUUCUCAAGCAUUACACCCCAAUGGUAAUGUUGGUUGGAGAAGAUUACCUAAAGAACCUUUAAGUUUGAUUUUAAAUUUGGGUAUUUCGAAUAAUUGGGCUUAUAUCGAUUGGCCAAGUUUAGUUUUCCCAUCAACAAUGAGAGUGGAUUAUGUAAGGAUUUAUCAACCUAAAGAUCAAAUCAAUAUUGGAUGUGAUCCUUCAGAUUAUCCAACUUCAGAUUAUAUUCAACAACAUUUAAAUGUUUAUCAAAAUGUUAAUUUGACAACAUUUCAAGAUGGUGGAUACAGCUUUCCUAAACAUAAAUUGAUUGGCUGUUAA
Molecule: messenger RNA, 2244 nt
Organism: Candida dubliniensis CD36
Lineage: Eukaryota; Fungi; Ascomycota; Pichiomycetes; Serinales; Debaryomycetaceae
Gene: SKN1
Product: Skn1p
Exons: 1
Coding region: 1-2244 (747 amino acids)
Biological process (GO): (1->6)-beta-D-glucan biosynthetic process; fungal-type cell wall organization
Cellular component (GO): endoplasmic reticulum membrane; plasma membrane
Molecular function (GO): glucosidase activity
Source: RefSeq, a predicted model, not a curated record